Molecule: messenger RNA, 6223 nt
Organism: Pteropus alecto (black flying fox)
Lineage: Eukaryota; Metazoa; Chordata; Mammalia; Chiroptera; Pteropodidae
Gene: ZNF454
Product: zinc finger protein 454
Exons: 10
Biological process (GO): regulation of transcription by RNA polymerase II
Molecular function (GO): RNA polymerase II cis-regulatory region sequence-specific DNA binding; DNA-binding transcription factor activity, RNA polymerase II-specific
Source: RefSeq, a predicted model, not a curated record
CCGUGAGAGGAGAGAGUUUAUCUGUUUUGUUUGCAGCUGUGUUCACUCCCACCCACAGGAUUGAUGCCUGGUACACAGGAGGUGUCAACAGUAUAUCUGGUGAAUGCAUGAUUCUGCCCUUCAUGCUUCACCAUCAUAGCUUCAUAACAGUUGCUCUGCCUCUUCUUCCUGCCCACCCCCGGGAAGAACUCCACAGGAAGGAAGGAGCAGGCAAUGGCUGCUGGGCCUCUGCCAUUGGGAGCUCAGACUGCGAGACAAGACUUGAAACCAAAGAGCCAACUCUAAAGCCCAACAUUACUGAAGAUUUAUCCUAUAGGGUAAUAAUGGAAAGGGAAGGUCUCUGGCAUUCUUCUUUAGGGAAAACCUGGGAAUCUGAUAGUUGGUUAGAGGGGCAACAGAAAAACCAGGAUAGACUUCUGGGUCAAGUGGCCUUUACCCAAAAGGAAACCCUCACUGAGAGGAGGGUAUGUGGAGGUAAUGAAUUUGAAAGAUGUUCCAGUCAGUGUUCAAUCAUUGAUAAACAACAAAAUACUCCUGGGGGGAAAAGGCCUUAUAAUCAGAAUUCACAUGGAAAAGAUAUCAAACAAAAUUCUGAAUUAAUUAAAACUCAAAGAAUGUUUGUAGGAAAGAAGAUCUAUGAAUGUAAUGAAUGUGGGAAGGCCUUCGGCCAGAGCUCAUCUCUUCUUAAGCACCAGAGGAUUCAUACUGGAGAGAAACCCUAUAAGUGUAAUGUAUGUGGGAAGCACUUCAUUGAACGCUCCUCCCUUACUGUACAUCAAAGAAUUCAUACUGGAGAGAAACCCUACAAAUGUAAUGAAUGUGGGAAAACCUUCAGUCAAAGCAUGAACCUUACUGUUCAUCAAAGAACUCAUACUGGAGAGAAACCCUAUCAGUGUAAAGAGUGUGGAAAAGCUUUCCGCAAGAAUUCAUCCCUUAUUCAGCAUGAAAGGAUUCAUACUGGAGAGAAACCCUACAAAUGUAGUGAAUGUGGGAAAGCUUUUACCCAAAGUAUGAAUCUCACAGUGCAUCAAAGAACACAUACAGGAGAAAAACCCUACGAAUGUAAUGAAUGUGGAAAAGCCUUUAGUCAAAGUAUGCAUCUUAUUGUACAUCAGAGAAGUCAUACUGGAGAAAAACCCUACGAGUGUAGUGAAUGUGGAAAAGCGUUUAGUAAGAGCUCAACUCUUACCCUGCACCAACGAAAUCACACAGGAGAAAAGCCCUACAAAUGUAACAAAUGUGGGAAGUCCUUUAGCCAAAGUACAUACCUUAUAGAACAUCAGAGACUUCAUUCUGGAGUAAAACCUUUUGAAUGUAAUCAGUGUGGAAAAGCUUUCAGUAAAAAUUCAUCUCUUACUCAGCAUCGGAGGAUUCAUACUGGAGAGAAACCUUAUGAGUGUAUCGUAUGUGGAAAACACUUCACUGGACGAUCAUCCCUUACCGUACAUCGGGUUAUUCAUACUGGAGAGAAACCGUAUGAAUGCAAUGAAUGUGGAAAGGCUUUCAGCCAGAGUGCAUACCUUAUUGAGCAUCAAAGAAUUCAUACUGGUGAGAAACCCUAUGAAUGUGAUCAGUGUGGCAAAGCCUUCAUUAAGAAUUCGUCCCUUAUAGUGCAUCAGAGAACUCACACAGGAGAGAAACCCUAUCAGUGUAACGAAUGUGGGAAAGCCUUCAGUCGGAGUACAAACCUUACACGACAUCAGAGAACUCAUACAUGAAGAGACCUCAAACUCAUCAGCCCUUCUCAGGACAGCGUUCCUGUUCCCUCCUCAGAUGGCUUGUUCCCAGGCGCCGUACCCUCGACUGUCGAGGCCACCGCCCAGGUCCCUGCCACCAUCCGCUGUCCUGAACCGCCGCGGCAGCCUCCGCACUCGUCUGCCGGCCUCCAGCCCGACACUUGUGUCCUCCCCGCCGUGCACCCAACUUCUCGCCGAACCACCACCGCGCGGCCGCCAGCCACACUGUCAGUAUCGUUUGCGUCCCCGGGGCCCGAGGCGCAGUCUCGGCGGGGUCCUUCCUCUGGAACGCGCCUUUUCGGCUUCUUGCCUCCUACUCUGUCCUCGGAGACCGCCUUCGAUCCGCUCUCCUCACCAGAUCAGGCAAUGUGGCGGUUGCGAUCUCUAGCCACCGGCAGGGGCUCCUCGCAGGGCAACCCGGUGGUGACCAGCACGGUGGCCAGAGCCUUAUCUGGAGAGCGGGAGCGGGCGUGGGUGGUCGCGCCCGGGGAGAAGGACGGAGUGCUCCUCAGAGAAGAAGGAAUGGCUGUCAGGCGCCUGUCAGGCACGAUCCAGGAAUCGGUGACCUUCAAGGAUGUGGCUGUGCUCUUCACCCAGGAUGAGUGGGCACAGCUGAACCCUGCUCAGAGGGCCCUGUGCAGGGAUGUGAUGCUGGAGAACUACAGCAACCUGGUCUCGCUGGGACUCUUAGGACCCAAGCCAGAUAUAUUCGCCGAGCUUGGGAAAGGGGAAGAAGAAUGGGUGCCAGACACCGCUGGAGGCUCCUGUCCGGACUGGAUGACUGUGCCCGUGAGUAAGAAAUCUACUCUCAAGGAAGAUAUUCCUGAAGAAGAAUUGGAUCGGUGGGUGAUAAAGGAAAGAUUCACUAGAGAUAGUCACUGGAAAUAUGAUAGCCUAUGGGAAUGGCAGCAUGGAGGCCAGGAGAUAAAGUUGCAGCAAGUAGUGUUCACGCACCAUAAAACCUCAUCUGUGGGUAGUUACCAAGAAUGUGAUGAAUCUGGGAAGCACUGCACUGUGAGCUCACCUUUUGUUCAAAGUCAGGGAUUUCAAUCUAGCAAAAAAGCCUUUGAGUGUAGUGAGUGUGGAAAAGUCUUCACUAAGAGUUCAACCCUUAAUAAACAUCAGAAAAUUCACACUGAAAAACUUAAUGUAAAUCAGAAAACUCUUAUUAAAGAGAAACGAUAUGAAUGUAGAGAAUGUGGGAAAGCCUUUCAUCAGAGUACACACCUUAUCCAUCACCAAAGAAUUCACACAGGUGAGAAACCGUAUGAAUGUAAGGAAUGUGGCAAGGCCUUCUCAGUGAGCUCCUCACUUACUUAUCAUCAGAAAAUUCACACUGGAGAGAAACCUUUUGAAUGCAACUUAUGUGGAAAAGCUUUUAUUCGAAACAUACACCUUGCCCACCAUCAUAGAAUACAUACUGGAGAGAAACCUUUUAAAUGUAACAUAUGUGACAAAGCCUUUGUGUGCAGGGCACAUCUUACCAAACACCAGAAUAUUCAUAGUGGAGACAAACCCUAUAAAUGUAAUGAAUGUGGGAAAGCCUUCAAUCAGAGUACAAGUUUUCUUCAGCAUCAGAGAAUUCAUACCGGGGAGAAGCCCUUUGAAUGUAAUGAAUGUGGAAAGGCCUUCAGGGUGAACUCAUCCCUUACUGAACACCAGAGAAUCCAUACUGGAGAGAAACCUUAUAAAUGUAAUGAAUGUGGGAAAGCUUUCAGAGAUAAUUCAUCCUUUGCUCGACAUCGGAAAAUUCAUACUGGAGAGAAACCUUAUAGAUGUGGUUUGUGUGAGAAAGCCUUCAGGGACCAAUCAGCCCUAGCCCAGCAUCAGAGAAUUCAUACUGGGGAAAAACCAUAUACAUGUAAUAUAUGUGAGAAAGCCUUCAGUGACCAUUCAGCCCUUACUCAACAUAAAAGAAUUCAUACUAGAGAAAAACCUUACAAAUGUAAAAUCUGUGGGAAAGCCUUUAUCCGAAGCACACACCUUACUCAACACCAGAGGAUUCACACAGGAGAGAAACCUUAUAAAUGUAAUAAAUGUGGGAAAGCUUUCAACCAGACUGCAAACCUCAUUCAGCAUCAGAGACAUCAUAUUGGAGAAAAGUGAUGUGAUUGCAGUUUAUAAGGAAGAGCUUUGAGACUGAAUGUGUUAAUUAUUGAAUGUAAGAGAAUCCAUUCUAGAGAAUGACCAAGAAGGUUUACAUCAAGAUAGUCAUUUUUGUUUUACUGAGAGUCAAGCUUUACAGGAUUGUGGGUUUUGAGAAUUUAAGCAUGUCAAACAUGCCUCAUCAUUCAGAACUGCCUCAACUAAAUAACAGUUCUGUGUAAUUAGUCUGAAUUACCAAGUAUAAGAACCAAAAUAGUGCUUCAUCAACAACAUAAAAAUUACUUUGUCAAAUUUACAUUUUUGACUAUUAAGAAAAAUUAUGAAAUUGUAAAAAUUAAGGUUGAGUAGCAAAAGAACAAAAAGUAAGGAACUGGUCUACAAGCAUUUCAUUCUCUUUGAUUCUUUUAUAUAAGGGUUUCCACCUUUAAUGGAACCCUCUGUUCUCAAUCAAACCGCUGACACCCAGAGUAAAGAAAGUGCAUUCACUUAUGCAUCAGCUUAGGACUUAACUUAAAGUCUGCUUCUGCUUCAAAUUGUUUUUGUGAGAUCUCCCUGGUCUGUGUGUCCACUGGUUUCCUACCCAUCUUCUCCUAGGACAAUUCAUUUGAAUGGUGCAUUCUUCUUUUGAUUUAGCAGCUCCUAACUGGUAACAUCAUGUCACUUAUUACCACCCCAUUUGCCCUUGGAGAGUGGUGAUCCAACAUCAUACACAGCCCAUGAUUGUGGGUAUUGCUCCCAAAUCCAGCUUUCAGAACUUGGGAUGUCUGCCUAAAAAGCAGAGGUUAAUCAAAAUUCUUGAGUUACCCAGUUUCUCUGGGCCUCAGCUUGAUUCUGACCCUGGGGUGAUACCUAAUGUAGGGGCUUACCUUGUGUAAACACUGCCCUUUGAUUGCUCUGUACUGCAGUUACUCUACAUAUGGGAUGUAGGUGUGACGAUUCCAACCAACUUGGUGGUGGUUUAGGUCACCUCUACUUCUAUGACUUGGCAUUUACAGAUGUGCAACUGACAAGAGAGAUUGGAGCCCCAUGGCCAGUUAAAGGUUCUGACCCUCUCUUUCCCACAGCUGGGUAGUCCUUGGUGACCCCUGUGUUAGAGUAUAUCUGUCACUCCCAGAACAUUGAACUUCAUCCUGGUCCUGCCCUGUCUUUGUCGUUUUCUGAAGUUAUUAACUCUGUGUUCACAAGAAAAGCAGAGAGAUUUGUAUUUCUGCUUUUGCAGUUGAAAGUAGGCACUCCCUCUCCUCUGUGUAUUGCACUACUUAAAGCCUGUCCCAGUCUGACAGUGGUGAGCAACAUGUUGAGUAAUUCCAGGAGUAUGAGAAGUGGUCAACAGCACUGUGACCUCUGGCAGGAACAGUGUCUGUGUCCAAAAGUUUGAGUGACACUCUAGUCCUGCAGGUGGAGUUCCUUCACCAUCUCUAAUCCUUCAGUGCUGUCAGUAGAAAUCGGAGAGAAAUAAAAUAACAAUUGUGUGUCUUCACCCACUCAACCACUGGUGGCAUUCUCCCCUCCCUCACCACACAGAAUGGGGAGCCCACAUUACUGCAGGCUGGAACAUUCCACAUCAUGAUGAUGGCAGAGCAAGUAAACGAUUGUUCUGGGAAGCAGAGUGGCAGGUUCCUGGCCUGUGGAAGUGUUCUCCAUCAAGUCGGGUGCCCUGCUGUCCUUGCAAAUACUGCACCUGAGCUCCAAGUCACAGAAGAGGACAUUCGAUGUCAUGGUAGGAUCAAUGGCUUCCAGGUUAAACAGACUUGAAGCUUCCCGCAGCCUUCAAGCCCAAGUUCUCUUAAGUUCAGCAUCCAUUUAAUAAAGGUCGGCUAUAGGUGUCUCCUGUUAAGUAAGUAGCAAUUCAUACUUUCUACUAAGAUGCAGGUGAAGCAGCAUUUUAAAAGAUUACUUGGGACCAUCUGUGCCUUGGGUAUGUUCCUCUACAGCUUCGCAUGGCUGGCAGCCUGAGAUUCCACAAUAACCUAGAGAAACAGUGCUCAUUGCUCUGAUACCUGCCUUCAUUACUAUCCAUAUGGCCUGCUUGGUCCUCUCACCCCCUUACCUUGAAUCCCUGAGAAACAUUUUUCUAAAUUGUUCGUUGUUCAUGUUGUUUGUUUUUAAUGAGAGCUAUAGCCACUCGGCAGCUGCCUGCUAUCAAGCUGGAUCCCAGACCUGCUUCCACUUUAAGAGCCUCAUUUUUCCCAGUGACAGCCCCGGCGGCUCCUCCCCCAGAAUCAAUGUAGUUUGAGGCCCUCAUCUGAAAAUGUGCUCCCCUUCCCCCAGACCUAUCUUCUGCCAGGCUUCGGUCUUGAUGAAAGUAGACCUCUGAAAUGCCUAUUCACUCAACCCUUUCUGGGGAGGCAAAAAAAAUAAAUAAAUGGCCUACUAUAUUU